Molecule: messenger RNA, 3677 nt
Organism: Dermacentor albipictus
Lineage: Eukaryota; Metazoa; Arthropoda; Arachnida; Ixodida; Ixodidae
Source: RefSeq, a predicted model, not a curated record
UGCGCCGCUCAGAAGAAGCCUCGGCUCAGCUGCCAGCACCUGCACUUCGGCCAUCUUGCCGUUCACGAUGCACAAAGACGACAAGACCUCCGAGGUGUCCAAGUCGCGGAGGAGCGGCAGCCGCAAGAAGUCCCGCAGCGACUCGCACCACAAGGCCGCCGACGAGGCCGAGCACACUGACUCCGAGCAGACGCAGGACCGGACGCUGGACAGGUCUAGCCCUGCUCGGCACGGGACGCGAAAGGUCAAGCGGGCUGAAGACAGACCGCAGCAGGAAGUCAAGCCCGUCAUCCAGGCAAACGCGGCCGUCCACCGACCAGGGGCCCCAGUCCCGAAAGGCGCUGUGACGUCAACAACGAGGCCGCCAUUGGAGUCUCGUCCAACAAAAGCCGCAGCACUCGAAGAGUCGCGGUCGAAAACCGGAACGAUUGUCACCCAAGGCGGUGUCAGAGCCGCGCCAAGCACGCCUGCGCCGAACCAGGACGUGACCGUAGAGAUUCAGCACGCCGCCGCCGCCGCCGCCGCGCAACAGUCCGAGAAGGGCGACCUGUGGACCUUGGCCGCACUGUUCCUCUCCGUCACCUUUGCCGUCGUCAUCGUGUUCUUCGUCGUCCAGUCGAACCUCAGCAUCGAGCUGUGCACCACGGCGCCCUGCGAUUCGUUCGCCAAGCUGCUCGACGCGUCCGUCAAUGGUUCCAUGAACCCGUGCGACAGCUUCGGCCGCUACGUGUGCGACGGAUGGCGCAGCAAGCACUCGGUCUCACUGCGGGAGUCGGUGUUCCGCACGGCGAUCGAGGCCACCGUCGCGGCGGUGGAAGGUGUCGCCAUCCCGGACACGCACCAGAACGCGGGCGAGCAGACGGCGGCCUUUUUCCGGUCCUGCUACGAGUCCCUCGUCAAGGCGGACGCCGGGUCGGCCGCCGACGAGGUCGCGCUGGUCAGGGCGUACCUCGCCGAGGCCGGCGUCGUGUGGCCCUGGAUUCCGUCGCGGCCGGACGUGCUGGAGACGAGCCUGUUCCUCGCCUUCGAACUGGGGUGGCCCGCGAUCCUUGACAUCAAGGUCAGGGGCUCCUCGGCGAACUCAAGCGCCGUGAUCCUCGAGCCUUCGGCCUGGUUCACGCGACUGAUCCCUCUGAUCGAUUCGAGAACCACGAGCGAGGUGCAGCGGAAGGGGUACUUCGACGCUCUCGUCCAGCACUACGGCGGCGUCGGGAACGUCACCUACAGCGACAUCCAGGAUGCCGAGCUUGUUAUGAAGAAGCCGCUGAGGGACGCCCUGGCGUUGCGAAACUGGACCACGCUGGAAACGAACCACAUGUAUCCGGACGUUAGCGCAUGGGCCACUGCGCUGGCUAGACACAACGUCACCGGGGCACUCCGCUUCCUGUCGAGUAACGCGGCGUUCGUCAGCACGUUCGGCGAGCUCUGGCAAGAGUACGGUGACGACAGGAUGCACUUGUACGUCUCCUGGUGCGCCGUGCAGUAUGCCUCGAUUUUCACCAGCCGAGACACGCUGCUUGCCACCGCCGCAGGCGGGUCCCGCCUCCCGAGCUGGACGUCUUCGCCGUCCCUCUGUUUCACGUUCACCUACGGUGUGGUGGGAGACGCCAUAUUCGCGCCUUACAGCGCCCGCGUCCUCAAGUCGGGCGUGCGCUCGGACGUGGCCAAGCUGAUGUUCUCCGUGCGCAAAGCGUUCACGGUGCGCUUCAAAGACGACCCUGCGUUCUCCGCUGACACGACCUUGCUCAACGAGUGGGCCUCCAUAGAGGGCGUGUUCGAAGCGUUCGACUACCGGAUAAAGCACGAUCUUCACUCUCCGUUCCUGGGCUAUCCGGACAUGACGUCGUCGUUUGUGCGCAACUGGAGGAACGCGUCGCGGUUGCGGUUUCAGACGGAGGCCAGCGUCUACGUCCUGCGCACGAUCGACGCCAUCCUCAACAGAGAACUGUACACGGUCAAGAAGAACUCGCAGGACUUCGUGCUGCUGCCCUUCGCGCUGACGUCCCCGAUGUACGACGUCGAGACGUCAGUCGCGAUCAAGUACGGCACGCUGGGCGCGCUGCUGGCGCGCGCAUCGGCCGAGAUCGCCCUGGACUACUACGGCAGGCAGACGGCGACCAAGCAUCGUCUGGACGAGUCUCGAGAAUGCUUUGACAAGGACGUCCGGACGAUGUCGAUCGCGCCGCGGGUGAACGUCAUGCUGGAGGCGGUCGCCAUCGAAGCCUUGCUGGACGCCUUCCAGGAGAACUCGGAUAAGAAGCAUCAGGAUCACGAGGACGUCGCCGGUUACUCGGCACUGGAGACCUUUUUCCUCUCCUGGUGCCUCAUGAAGUGCGCCGCGCCUCCCAACGAGCGCAACGCGGACGUGGAUCCUUGCUCCGCACCUCUGCGGCACGUUCGGAGGUUCUCGGAAACCUUCCGUUGCAAGCCGGAGACAUCGCUAAAUCCCGUGCACAAGUGCCGGGUUUUCUAACGACCGCAUGUGUUCGCGCUGUCAUUUGCACAGGUCUCGCGGGCAUAUACGAAAGUUUUGAAAGGCUAGUCGUCUUCAAGCGCUGAGGGUUACGCGCUAUAGGAUGUCGCUCGUACAGACAUGCGUAGAUAGUGCUGAGGAACUGUGCGUCUGGACAUGGAGGUGCAAUUGAUAUAUCAACGCACGCAUGUUCCUCGCGGCAUAUCAGCGCUCACACAGAGACAGCUGACGACAGUCUGAAACUUUCGCAGCUCACGAGAGCCAGUCUUGCGGACAGCUGUGGACAAUUUUUCUUUUAUUGUGCAGUUUUGUGUUUUGAUAUACUGCGAAUGUACAUGUCUACGUUUUUUUUUCUUUUUCAUGUGGUGCGUUGUUCCCUUUGCCUUGAAUGUACUGUGCAUGAGUUUUCACUCCGAUGGACAGAGGGAGGGCAUGGGGGGAGGCGGAGGGCUAUACACAGGUUGAAUGAACGGAUAUUCGUAUAGACUCGUUCGCGUAGUGAAUUGCGAACAAACCGCGCAACCAAAGCGAAGCGCGCAAGCGAGAGUUGAUAAAUGUUUACAAUGAACGUGCACCAAGUCGCUAGCCGUCGUAGUUAGUGCUUGGCUUGAACAGAACGCGCAUUUGUGCUUUGAGGAGUGAGAUUCUGCGGGUUUACCAAGUACACAUUGUAUAUUGAGCUUCAAAACAACUUGCGAUUGCGAUAGCCCCGUGUGCCCUAAAGAAGCUACAGUUCCCCCCUUGCUUCGGAACAAUUAUUUUAGGGCACCUGAAGACAACUUCUCUCUUUGUGCAGAGCAUUGCGGAGCGAAGCCUUCCACAUCCGGCGUAGUGAAGAGUCCUGUGUGCUUCACGCGCGUGGUGCCAAUGUUGGAAACCAGUUACAUGCAUGUUCCCCCCACCGCGAAGAAGCCGUUCGUUCGGUGACCGCCGGUGGCGCUAUACGACAGCCGUGGCAAUAGGGAGCCUCCCUGCAAGAUCUGUAGCCGUGGCACAACGUACACGUUUAUUUACAUUCAGCGUAGCGUCUGUUUUAUUGCACGUAUGCUGAUUAACGACGUUCCCUCAACAGCGGUUCCAGCUGCAGAGUCCGGCUCUUAGAAGGCAAGUGCAGCAGGCGCUGCUGGUGCUGGCGCCGGUGCAUCGAGAGCGGGCGCUGGGGCAACUGGGGCUGCAGGCUCCGCAGCAACUUGCGGUUCGGCAA